UCUAGUCUUGGAUGCAUAACUACUAUACGAGUAUUGUUUGCAAUAUUUUGUUACGUUUUGUUACAUUAAAGAAUGUAAUAGUUACUACACAAUUAACGUGUAGAAAUAAGAGUAAUUUAAAUUGAAAGACUUAAUUACAAUUUGCUGAUGCAAUAUUUAUUAACAUUGUAUCUCUAAUCAAAAGCCUUGUUAGUAAGAUCUACUUUGUUAAUCAUUGUUCUUAUAUUGGAUUGAAAUAACACUAAAAGAAGAUCAUACUAAGUUAUCAAAAAUGAAGGAUGAAGAUGAAGCAAACAACUCCAAAUCUGAGCUUUCAGCUGUUGUAGGAGCUCUAUUGGAUACCCUGAAUGAUAAAGACGAGACUGUUAAUUUAUCUGCUAUUGAGUCUAUUAGAAAAAUAUCCCAAAAAAAUCCUGUUCUUGUUAUUCAUGCUGCUGUUUACUUUUGGGAGAUGCAUCGAAAAAUGUCAGAAACACAUCUAAUAGCCAUUUUGAAAAUGAUGACAGAGGUUUGCCAAAAUUAUAUAAAAAAUUUAGAAGAUACUUUAGCAACAACUGUUGCUGAUUUAGCAUUGGUUGAGCUAACUGGCCAUGCCAGUGAACAAGCUUUGCAAUUGAUUGUAGCUUUGAGUAAAACUCAAUGCUCACAAGCUGUGGGAGCAUUAAUUAUAAAGUUUGAAACAAAUGUAACACCAUAUUAUGCAAUUAUACAAGCUUUAGGAAUGAUAGCUGAGAAAAACUCUGUAGGAAUAUUACCUUUUAUAAAAGUAACACUAAGUGUUUUAGUGCCACUAUUACAUGAUAUGCAUGAUGACAAAUUGAAAUUAGCAUCCACAUUCACUUUGGGGAAAUUAGCAGAUGCAAUCAGUGAUUGCCUGACAAAUGUUGAAGUUAUAAACAAUACUAGUUUAAGCAAAGAUAUUUUUUAUGAUGAACUUUCAAUAGCUUUUGAUAUUUUAAUUUAUACAUGGCUAAGAACUAGCAAAAAUUUGAACUUAACAGAGUAUAUUUUAACAUCACUUGCUUCGAUUUUAGCCUUAUUUCCUAAUGCUUAUGAUGAAAAGGUAAUUUCCAAACUUACUCCGACAUUGCUUAAUCUUUGUAAAAAGCCUACUACAAGAUUAGCUGCUGUAAGAGUACUAUCAUUGAUUUUAACUGCAUCGACUGAUGAUGUAAAGGAACUUUUAAAGCCUCAUUUGGAACAAAUUCAUCAAGUUCUUUCAGAAAUAGUGAGCAUUUCUCCUUUUGAUGUAACAAGAGAUGUACUACUGGCUCAUUAUGAAGUUUUACAAUGCUUUCGUGCAAUAGUAUUGUUGUAUCCAGAGGAAGCACUGGAAAAAACCCUACAACAAUUGAAGUGUGCAAACUCUAAUCAACGUUCAAGAUCUUUAGUUGUACUUAGGCAUCUUAUUAAUACUUUGCCACCAGAGGAUGAAUCAGCUUUACAAAGAAUAGCAUUGAGUCUUCAAGAUUCAUUAGGAGACGGUAGUACACGCCAAGUUAUAGGCGCUAUCGUUGCUUUAGCUGCAAGACCAACAUUUCCUCUUCUGCCAUCUCAAAGAACUUCGUUCAUUAAAUUCAUGGUAUUACAUUGUGGCUCUAAAUCCGAAGAAGGUGAAGCCUGCGAGGAAGCUCUUCACCUUCUCUCGAGUACAGUGGACGGAGCUGAAAUUUGGUUGUGGCCAUCUUUGAUCAAAGCUCUAAUGGAUCAAACGUACGUAGCUUCAGCAGUUCCAAUACUCCGGGCAUUAUCACCUUUAGCGGUCAAAAUAAUCCGGGACGAGAACAAUCUAUCAAAUGAGAAAGACUUCCAGAGUAUCAAAGUCUUUGGUCGCUGCUUAGAACUUCUUGAAGAUGACAAAAAGCGCUUGGCCGUUGUAACCUUCCUCCGAUGUGCUGCUCCACUGCUCGGAUACCAACUGAAACCUCAAUGGGAUACUAAACUUCUUAAGUUAUCCAAGUUCCUUGAACAGAAUACCGAGACUCUGAUUGACGCUGAAAAAAUUUUGAUUUGGGAAGAGAGAAUGGUUGAGUUCUUGGAGGAAAGCGUAGCCCUCGAAGGCGACGCUUGGGCAUUAAGGCUAGCAGAGGAAUUGGUUAAAAAAACUAUUACUCCUUCGCUGUCGAUUUUUAUCGCUGCUGUUGCUAGCAGUGCUGCACAUAUCACUCUUUUGAUUGAUCUUGCUAGGACGCACAGUGUUAAUGCUACUGGUCAAAGCCCCGUAGCCGGCGAAUACGCACGAGCAGUUGGAAUCUGCGCGAAGCAUCAUCUUGAGACAGUUCUAUCACUAAUCGAAGAAUUCUGUCACGUGGAGGAUGCAAGGAAGCAACCAGUGCGCCUACUUGGCCUAGUCAAGGAUACAAAAGCUGCAGCAACGAACGAAGCAGCCAAAGCUGGAUUACUUAAGUCUUAUGCGGAAAUUACGCGGAGAGGCGAUGCUGCAAUUUUAUUUCCAGCUUUGGAAAAACACAUUUUUCCAUGGAUCAUUCGCCAACUGAAUGAUUGCAAGGAGAUUAGUACUAAGGGAGCUGGAUUAAUUGCUAUAGAACAGGGAGCUGGAGCUGUGCAUCCAAAUCGAUUGGCUGGUUCGACUGGUUUUAGAGUCAGAGGCAGUGCUCUGGCUACUCUUUUAACAUUGCUCCAGUCGACUGCGGGCUACAGACCAUUGCAACUUUACCCUUUGAUUUUGAAAGCAAUUAUCGCUUUGCUUAAAGUACCUCCAGCGCUAACUGACGACGAAAAGGUAGUUCUUCUCGAAACUACCAUGGACAAAAUUAUAGCAGCCAGUUCCGAAAUCGCAGCAAUGAAAAUGCCGCAAGUGAUGCAGCAAGUGAUCGAAGGUCUUGGCACGAUAAGCAGCGAAACGGUUGUCGACUCGGCUGACACCUUAGCCGUACUCGUGGACAUUCUUUUACCUUGGAUGCAAUCGAAAUCCUCGGCUGAACGUCGCACUACUCUUCUAGUUCUUCGCACGACCCUUCGCUCCUAUCAUGAUUCUCUAAAGUAUACUUACCCGGGAGGGAAACUUGAACCAGGAAAAUUACUCGGUAGAUUUCUUGCCUGGAGUGCUGAUCCUGAUCUUGCGCUUCGACCGCUGGUCGUCGAUUGUGUGUCUCUGGCAUUGAAUAUUGGAGCAAGACAUCGAUCAUCCGUGCCGGAUAAUUUGAAUCAUCUGAAUCAGGAUUUGAGCGAGUCGAAAAGAGUCAUCGUUAGCGAGGAUACGAAGACGAUGUACGAGGGCGUGAAAAGUUUGGCGACGAGUGCCUGUGAGAGGGUAGCUGGAGGCGAACUCGUUAGUCUUGCUGAGGGCUUGGUCGAAGGAUUAUUGUGCAGAGGAGAGGGUGGCGUUGCUGCGGGUAUUGCUCUGACAGAGUUGUUUAAAAUUAGAGGAUUUGACAUUCCACGAGCCAACUUAUAUUUAAUUGAUAGCAUAAUUGCGCAAAUGAGACAAAUGGAGAAUGCGAGUUGCAAGAAAACAGCGGCUGCUGCCGUUAGGGCACUAAGUACGUAUCAUUUGCAAGAAGUUGUCGAGCAUUUGUUGCAUCAACCGUUGCCGUUAGAUCGCGGAUCGAAAGAGUGCUGGAAAGAGUUGGGAAAGGCUGAUGACAUUGGAUCGCAGACUUUGGAAUUGCUGUUGAAGAAACUGGACAACGACAAUCUGCUUGUCGACACCAAUUCGCCAACAAAUAAACGAGAUGCUGACAAUAGCAAACGUCCGACUGCGGUUUUCUCGUCCUUAGCAGCGAUUGUAGCGACUGGUCAGCUUUUGAGUUCAUCAAUACCCGAAGAUCUAAUCAAACGGCAGUUGUCUGAGUUACUCGCUGUUUUGCUGAAGUACUUGGCUGGAUGGUUACACGCCGAUCCACCGAUGUCGAUCGUUAGCACUAAGUUUGGUUUUGUACCGAACCGUGAGACCUGCAAAAUCGUGCCGCAUCAGGAAGUGUAUAAUGUGCUGGUCAAAAUUUUGAAUAUUAUUAGUAUUCAAGAAGAUCCCAAUUUGUCGACUGAAACUGCAUUUGAAGCAGAAUGUGACGCCGAAGAAAAUCUCGUAGCAACGGUUCACACGGUUGUGCAGUGUCUCUCAAAACGCGCCAACGUCUUGGAAAAUCUCGCGAGACAUUUAGGCAAAUUGGCAAUGAGUACCCUGCCCGCCCAGAGGGUCGUUGCAGUAGCAUUCUACUCGGAAUUGAUCGGCAAAGUUAAUUGUGACGUCGUUUGGCUGGACGCGAUUAUCAACACUUUACACGAAGCCAAAGCUGACUCGUUUUCGCUAGUUAGGAAAUUAUCUACUAUCGGUCUUACGAGAGUCGCUUAUUUAGACUCAAAGCAGGUCGACGAGUACUUCGAUAGUUGUCUUGCGUCUCUGUUAAACGGUCUGGAAGAGCCCUUGAAUGCUGAAGGUAACAACGAAGUAGUUCUAGAAUCUCUACGUGGGCUAUCGGUUAUCUUGACCGUGAAAACGGAGAAGCCAAUAAGUCCACGAGUGGUUUUUACAUUAAGGACUUUUGUUGAGAAAGACAGUUGGGAAAUGCGGCUUGCCGCAAUAAGUGCCUUAGGAGCUGUUGUUCGAAGCUGGCAAAGGUUUGUCCUCUCACCCGACGACGAUGUCACUGAUCAUCUUCUAAGUUGUAUUCCUUGUCUGACUAUCAAGCUAGAGGAUAAUGUUCACGCUGUCGUGACGGCUGCGAGACAAGUGCUGUACGACUCGGCGUAUCUUAUGCAAUGCAAAUCACUAGCACAUAUCUUGAACACGCAUCUUGCGCCGAACAGUUCACUGAGUAUCGAGAGUUUUUUGAGAGAGUUGAUCAACUGCAUGAAAACUGAUCUACCGCAAAAAGCUGAGGAACUAAGAAAUGCCGUUGUGAGAGGAUACUCACGAUCCGAAAAUCCAGUGAUACGAGCAACGUCAGCCCUAAUCUUAGGUUUGUUUGGUGACCCUCGACCAGAAGACGUCCAAAGAAUGCUACAACUGUUGCGUGAUAAAGAAAACUUUGUCAGAGCUCGUGCUGCUCGAGCUUUGGCUCUGUGUUUUACACUCUGAAAUAUUCGAUAAAAAUCGUGCAAUAUAUAGCGGUUGAUGAAUUUGUAAAUUAUAUAUAAAUUUUUUUUCUACAUAAAAUAUUACUAAAGUACUUUAUAUUCUAUAUAGAUGUCUCAUAUAUCUGAUGACGAUAUCAAAAUUGAAUUCAUUAAGCCUCAUAGUAUUUAAAUUGCAAUUAUACGUACGUAAGAGAGGAUUUAUAGAGUUUAUACAAUAUAUACCAGAUUAUUAUUGUAAUAUUGAUUUGGAAA
Molecule: messenger RNA, 5292 nt
Organism: Phymastichus coffea
Lineage: Eukaryota; Metazoa; Arthropoda; Insecta; Hymenoptera; Eulophidae
Product: maestro heat-like repeat-containing protein family member 1
Exons: 18
Coding region: 272-5041 (1589 amino acids)
Cellular component (GO): cytoplasm
Source: RefSeq, a predicted model, not a curated record